Messenger RNA from Paramecium pentaurelia, 2622 nucleotides. The record is from the annotation of a GenBank genome assembly. Lineage: Eukaryota; Ciliophora; Oligohymenophorea; Peniculida; Parameciidae.
AUGAUCAAUGAAUUCUUAAUAGACACCUAUAAAUGGUGUGGCGAUGAAGAUAAAAUUAUUUAGGGAUAUAUUUUAUGUGAUGAUUAAAUUUUUGAAUGCUAAAAGUAUUCCUAAUAAUUCAAAGGUCCUGCAACUUUCUAACAUUAAAAUUUUAAAAUAUUGGCAGCUAGGUUAGAUCAUUUUAUAUUAGUAAUUAUCUUUUCAAGUAAAUUUUUAAUUGAUCCAUCAAAGUGCUCCUUUUUAAUAUCAAAUAACAAUUAACCUUUGCCAUUCUAUCCAAAAUAAAUGAGUAAUGAAUUUGAUCCUUUGAAAAAUUAUAAAAUAACACUUAAAAAUUUUUUAAACACCUACAAUUUAAGAGAACAAAUCUAUUUUAAUACUUUUGAAAGGAAUUUAAAUACAGGAUCUCUAAUACCUAUUCUACUUUGCCCAAAAUAAGUAUUAUAAAACGUAUGGGAGUAUUUCAUUGAGUAAAAUUGCUAUAUUGAUACGCUUGAUGAAUUUUAAGAAGCAUUGAUGAGUUUAUAAAGAUAGGUUAAACUUGGAAAUUCAAUAAUAGUUCAAAUACUUAUAGGUGUAUGUGAUCUAUUUAAAAAUUCAAUUUAAAUAAAGCCAAAGUUAUCAAAAGUAGAUAUAGAAAAACAAAUCAUGAAUUAAAUUUAUACAAUUUUAGAAAUUUAAAAAUCUUAAUUUAAAGGACAACCUUUAUUGAUUGAUUAAAGUGAUCAAUUUGUUUAAUAAUUAAUGAUCUUGGUUUAAAAGAUUAUUUAUAAAUUUUUUAAAUUUAUAGAAGAAACUAUUAAUUUAUUAAUAGAUAAUGAUUUCGAUCCUUAAGAAUUAAAUUAUGUAUUAGAAGAGUAAAUUGAAAAUCAAGUUAGUUAAUUAGCAAUUGAAAUGCAUAAGUUUGCAUUAGUUGAAUUUGAAGAUUUUAAUAUACUCUUUGAAAAAAUAAAAGAAGUUAUUUUUUUUAUUCAUAAAGAUAUUGAAUAGUUUAUAGUUAUGACUUCAAUAGUUGUAAAUGAUUAAUUGCAAAAAGUAAAUGAUCUCUUUGAUGAUUAUCCUGCUUUAGCUAAUAUUAAAACAUUUUAAGCAAUAUAAACAGAUGUUUCAUAAUAUUUAGUUAGAGAACUUCAAUAAUAUUUUUUAAUUGAAAAAUCAAAUUUUUGGAGACCUGAAUUCGCUAAUAAUUUUGAAUUCAUUAAAAAAAUUCUGAUAUCAUAUUUAGAGUAUAAAGAAGAAAAAAUCAAUAUUCCAUAAAAAACAACUAAUUUCUAGACAUCAUUAAUUAGAAUGGCUUUUGAUCUAAAAAUGCCUAUUUAAACAAUUUAGAUUAUUGUUAAUAAGGAUGAUAGAGAUUUUAUAAAAGAAAAAGAUUCACUUUUUAUUGAAAAAAUCAAUAUCAUAAAAAAGGGUAAAUUAUCAGCAUAUAAAAUAUAUCUACAUAAUAAAGAAUAACUUGUAUUAUAUAUGAUGAAACAUCAAAUAAUUAUUAUUUAAUUUGAUUAUUUUAAUCAAAAUUUAUGGACUGAAGUUGAAUAAUUCUCAAAUCUGAAUAUGAAAUUAUCAUAAGGAGUUUAACAUAUUCUUGAAAUUAAUAUAGAAUAUGCCAAAAAUAUCAAAUUAUAUGAAUAAGAAAAUAAUGUAUAAAAUGAUGAUGAUUAUCAAGGAUAGUCAAAAUUAAUAGUAAAUUUCUCGAUGAAUAUGGAAGAAUAGAUGUAGGUUAAAAUAAAAUAAUUUUGUAAGAAAAUAGAUAAAAAAUCAUAAGGAGCUGUAUAUAAACCAAUGAACUAAAAAAUACUUACAGCAGGAGCAAUAGGAACAGGAAUUGGUAUAUUUUUAGUGGAUUGUCUUGAUAAGAAUAUUUCAUGGUAAUAAAAACUGUAGAGAGCAGGUUAUGGAAGUGCUGAAACUAUAGCCUUUACUGCACUUUCUAUGCAUUUACCAAUCAUAAGUUAUUUGGUUGCAUCAACUUUUUUAUUAUAUUCUUUUCACAAUACACUUUCAAAUAAAGUCUUGAGUAUAUAAAAUAAAUUUAAAAUUUUUGGUAAUUUUGGAGUAAAGACUUCAAUAGGAGUAGGAUCAGCAAUUGCAGGAUAGAUAUUGAUACCUAUGCCUAUUGUAGGAGCAGUUGUUGGAAGUGUGGUUGGUGGAGUUGGGAUAGGAUUAUAUCAAAAAUUCAUAGUGCCUUCUACUAAAAAUUCAUUAUUAGGUAUUAUAAAAAGACUAGAAGAAUUCAUUUAACCAAAUGGAUAACUAAAAUUUGGAAAAAAAGUUAUAAAAAAAAUGAGAAUAAACUAUAUUCAUUUUUUUGAGAAUAAACCUGUAGAUCUUAAUUUUUCUGAUUGGCUUACUCUUAUUUCUGUUAAUUUAGUUAAUGAAGUAUCUUAUUUGUAUGAAUUGUAAUGGGAAGAAUAAAAAAAAAAAUUAUUUGAAAAAGAGGACAAUGAAAAAAAUAAAUAAAAAAUUAUAUAAUUAGAAAAUCGAGAGGAAAAAUUAGAAGAGAAACUUUGGAAAUGGGAUAUUUGUAGGGAUUAUAUUUACAAAGAAAAUAUAUCAACUUUAUAAUAUGCAAAAUAAAUAGGUAUAUUUGUUACAGGUAUGAUUUGUAACUUUAAAUUCUGA